This is a messenger RNA of Argentina anserina (silverweed cinquefoil), 4273 nucleotides long. Its product is annotated as kinesin-like protein KIN-12B. The record is from RefSeq and is a predicted model, not a curated record. The coding region runs from base 115 to 4134 and encodes 1339 amino acids. Gene Ontology annotation, biological process: microtubule-based movement. NCBI's taxonomy places the organism in Eukaryota, Viridiplantae, Streptophyta, Magnoliopsida, Rosales, Rosaceae. The transcript is spliced from 16 exons. Gene Ontology annotation, molecular function: microtubule binding; microtubule motor activity; ATP binding.
CUCUCUCUCUUCUCGUCCUCUCUCGCUCUCUUGUCCUUCCCAAGCCCUACUCUCUCCAGCUCCCUCCCUUUUUCUCUCUAAAACCCUCUCCCCCUCUCUCUAGAACUGACGACGAUGAAGUCGAUGCAGCCGCGGCACAACUUCUUACGGGAGACGACGGAGCCUCCGCAAUCUCCAAACCCUAGCUCCGGCAAGCCUAGGAUUCCGCGGAAGCAUAAAGCCUCUAAAGAAAACGCGCCUCCGCCUUCAGAUCUCAACUACACGACCUUCGAUUCGAAGCCUUCGCCGGCCGCCAAGAUGAAGAGUCCGCUGCCGCCUCGGCCGCCGACGUCGAAUCCUCUCAAACGGAAGCUUGAGAUGGUUCCUGAGAACUCCGUCCAUGGAUCCUCUGAUUCCGGCGUCCAGGUAAUUGUGAGAAUGAGGCCGCCCCGGAAGGACAAGGAUGAAGGAGAGAUGAUGGUGCAGAAAACUUCUAGUGAUGCUUUGUCGAUAAAUGGACAGACCUUCACAUUUGACUCGGUUGCCGACACAGAUGCAUCACAGCUAGAUAUUUUCCAGCUUGUAGGAGUACCACUGGUCGAGAAUUGUAUGGCUGGGUUCAACAGUUCUGUGUUUGCAUACGGACAGACUGGAAGUGGAAAGACAUACACUAUGUGGGGUCCUGCAAAUGCAUUGUUGGAUGAAAAUUUAUCGAGUGAUCAACAAGGCUUAACUCCCCGUGUUCUUGAGCGCCUUUUUGCUCGCAUAAAUGAGGAGCAAAUCAAGCAUGCUGACAAACAACUCAAAUAUCAGUGCCAGUGUUCUUUUCUUGAGAUUUACAAUGAACAAAUCACAGAUCUUUUGGAUCCAAAUCCAAAAAGUCUUCAGAUAAGAGAAGAUGUUAAAUCAGGUGUCUAUGUUGAGAAUCUCACAGAGGAAUGUGUACGCACAAUCAAAGAUGUGACUCAGCUUUUGAUGAAGGGGUUGUCAAACAGGAGGACUGGUUCAACUAGUAUCAAUGCUGAGAGUUCUCGCUCACAUACUGUUUUUACCUGUGUUGUUGAAUCUCGAUAUAAGAGUGUGGCAGAUGGAAUAAGCAGUUUUAAAAGAAGUAGAAUAAAUCUUGUUGAUCUGGCUGGGUCAGAGCGCCAAAAGUUAACCGGUGCAGCUGGGGAGCGUUUGAAGGAAGCAGGCAAUAUCAAUCGAUCACUCUCCCAGCUUGGGAACUUGAUAAACAUCCUUGCUGAAAUUUCUCAGACAGGAAAGCAAAGACAUAUCCCCUAUAGAGAUUCCAGGUUGACAUUCUUACUUCAGGAGUCUCUUGGGGGAAAUGCAAAGUUAGCAAUGGUCUGUGCUGUUUCUCCAACUCAAAGCUGCAAGAGUGAGACUUUCAGUACAUUGAGAUUUGCUCAGCGUGCAAAGGCUAUCAAGAAUAAGGCAGUAGUUAAUGAAGUAAUGCAGGAUGAUGUGAAUCACUUGCGUGAGGUUAUACGACAAUUGAGGGAUGAACUACAGCGGAUCAAAGCAAAUGGGAAGAUUGCAGUUGAUACAAAUGGAGGUCAUUCAGCUGCGUGGUUUCGCCAAAGCUUGAAUAUACUAAGGGCUAGUCUUAACCGUCCUAUGAUGUCAUCUCAUAUUGAUGAUGACGGUGACGAAGAGAUGGAAAUUGAUGAGGAAGCUGUUGAGAGGCUCUGUGCAGAAGUGGCUAACCAAUCAGUUGGCUGCACUGGAAGAAAUCCAUCUCAUGUGAGCAAUGUAGAUACAAGUAUUUCUCACUCUGAACAUGUGGUUGAUCAAAUUGGAAGCUCUGAUGUAACUCAGACCCGCACAUCUGGAAGUGGUUUUGUCACAGAACAAGGUUCAGAUGAUACAGAUGUUAAUAUGGAAGAAGAAGUACAUGAUGUUCCUCAGAAGCACGCAUCUGGAAGUAGGUGUAUCACAGAACAAGGUCCUGAUGAUAUGAAUGUCAAGAUGGAAGAAGAAACUACACCGCAGAUAUUUUCUGCUGACACCCCAGACUCCAUGAUUGUUGAUUUUGUUGCUGAAACCCCAGAUAUGACAGGUUCCUCCAAUAGCAAUUUGCUACAUGAAGAGUCAGCCAGUAAAACAGUACCCGAUCACUCUCUGUGUGAAGCUUCCAAACCUGCUGGUGUAGUAACUGAAUACCUUUCAAUUGCAGAUGAGCCCAAUAAAUUACAAAAUGGCUCAGAAAAUUGUGUUUCUCCAAGCCUGAUGAUAGUUCCAUGUGAUGUAACCCAAAUCCUGAAAUCUCCUACUCCCAGUGUUUCACCUAGAGUGAACACCAGCAGGAAAAGCUUGAAAACCUCAUCAAUGAUGACAGCUUCUCAGAAAGAUCUUUUUGAUGGCAGUCAUUCAAGCCCAAAGGUCCAUGUAUCUGUUGAAAACCCUGCUAAAUUAUGCUCCUCUAUUGAUCCUUCAACUCAAACAAGCAAAAACUUUUCAGCACCAGCUGAACAAUUGGCCGCAAGCAUUCGCCAUGGUCUUGAAAUCAUUGGUGGUCACCGCCAUAGUUCUGCUUUGAGGAGAUCAGCAUUCAGGUUUUCACUGAAACCUUCAGAGUCUAGGCAGAUUUUGCCAGUUCCCAAAAUUGAUGCUGGUGUACAAACUGUGGAUGAACCGGAAGAAGAUUCAGCGAACUAUAUCUGUAAUAAUUGCAAGAACAUAAUAGAACUAGAGGGUGAAGGGGCUAAUGAACUUUUGAAUAUGGAAUUAGUACCUGUGGAUGCAUCAGAGCUUGCUGACAAAUCCAGGAUGCAGGUUCCCAAAGCUGUAGAGAAGGUGUUAGCCGGAGCCAUUCGCAGAGAAAUGGCAUUAGAAGAUGUAUGUGCCAAGAAAGCUUCUGAGAUAAUGCAGCUCAAUCGUUUGGUGCAACAGUACAAGCAUGAGCGUGAAUGCAAUGCUAUUAUAUCCCAGACAAGGGAAGAUAAGAUUCUUCGCCUUGAGAGCCUUAUGGAUGGUGUUUUACCCACUGAGGAGUACAUGGAGGAAGAGUUAGUGUCCCUCACACAUAAUUAUAAGCUUUUGAAGGAGAAAUAUGAUAAUCAUCCAGAGCUUUUGAGGACGAAGAUCGAGUUGAACAGAGUUCAAGAUGAACUGGAAAACUUACGUAACUUUAAUGAUAUGGGUGAACGAGAAGUUUUGCUGGAAGAGAUUCAAGAUUUAAGAAGCCAGCUAAAGUUUUAUGUGGACUCUUCAUCCGCAUCAUCCCGCACACGAAACUCUAUGCUGAACUUGACCUAUUCUUGCGAGCCAAAGUUGGCCCCUCUUAGCACAAUUAAAGAGUCAACUGAGGAAAGUGUUGAGCAGAAAUUUGAACAGGAGAGGAAACAGUGGACUGAGGUUGAGAGUAUGUGGAUUUCUCUUUCAGAUGAAUUAAGGAGUGAACUUGAGGCAAGCAGAUCACUGGUUGAGAAGACGAAGCAGGAGUUAGAAACGGAGAAGAAAUGUGCUGAAGAGGUCAAGGAAGCAAUGCAACGGGCAAUGGAGGGGCAGUCGCGAAUGUUGGAACAGUAUGCAGAUUUGGAAGAGAAACAUAUGGAACUUCUUAUAAGGCAUAGGAAGAUCUGGGAUGGAGUGGAAGAUGUAAAGAAAGCAGCUGCUAAGGCAGGCGUUAAGGGUGCUGAGUCCAAGUUUAUAAAUUCUCUCGCUGCAGAAAUUACAGCUCUGAGAUUAGAAAGAGAAAGAGAGAGGAGAUAUUUGAGGGAUGAAAAUAAAGGGCUUCAAGCUCAAUUACAGGAUACUGCUGAAGCUGUAGAGGCGGCAGGUGAGUUGCUGAUACGACUCAAAGAAGCUGAUGAGGCUGUUGCUAUUGUACAGAGGCAAGCUACAGAGGCCAAGCAAGAAGCAAACAAGGCUUACAUCAAAAUUGAAAAAUUGAAGAAAAAACAUGAGAACGAGAUGAGCAAUGUGAAUGAGCUCCUUGCUCAGUCUCGUUUACCAAAAGAACCGAUCCAACCUGCUUAUGAUGAAGAUUCUCAUAUCGCAAAAUAUGACGUAGGUGAGCCCCAGAGUUUAAGUGAUCAGCAGUGGAAAGAAGAAUUCAAGCCAUUCUACAAUGGGGAAGAUGGCGGCGAGUUACAAAAACUUGCUGAACCAUCAUCAUGGUUCUCUGGUUACGACAGAUGCAACAUAUAGGAAAUCAAGGUCAUCUGGAUACAUAGUGUAUGUAGGUACGACUAACAGUUUGUGUUAAAUUGUAUCUAGAAUCUCAGAUUCUUCCAUAACAAAGUGAUUGUCUGUUGUAUUCUUUCAUUCCUGGAAACGUUAGGCGAUG